GUUGAACUACGUAUUAGUUUUUCAUCACUUUGGCAAUACUAAAUUUGGAACUCAAAAUGACAAAAUGCUCAAUUAUUAUCGGAAUUUUUCUGAUCGCGGCAAUCAAUGGACAAGCGUCUAAAAGGCGGAUUCAGUACGAAUCGGUUUCACAGUUUUUGUUUCAUAACUCUAAAUUAUGCGGUGAUCCAUUUUCUGAUGCUGUCUGGCUUCCUGUACUCGAUUUAUGUUCUAUCGAGUGUGAAAUAACAUCCGAAUAUUGUGUGGAAAAUGAGGAACUUACACAACAAUGCAAGAAAUUACCGGAAGAUUGCCAGGCUCUUCUCCGAAAAGCAAUCAAACAAAUUCAGAGACAUAUUCGAUCACAAAAGCCAGUUUACCUUUAGAUAAUUUCUAUCUCACUAAUUUUUGUAAAUUUGAACAAUAAAGACUCUUGAAU
This is a messenger RNA of Caenorhabditis elegans, 436 nucleotides long. It is a transcript of the gene K04C2.5, whose product is annotated as INSulin related. The transcript is spliced from 3 exons. The record is from RefSeq and is marked reviewed. NCBI's taxonomy places the organism in Eukaryota, Metazoa, Nematoda, Chromadorea, Rhabditida, Rhabditidae. The coding region runs from base 57 to 383 and encodes 108 amino acids.